AUGGCAGCCUUCGCGCCCGAUCCGAUCUUCCCGGGCCUUCGCUUUUUCGUUCACGGCGGCCGUGCGAAGGAAAGGCCCUGCGGCGACCUCUUUGACGUCCGCCUGAGCGAGCGCACCGCGCUGAGCGAUGUCUACCAAAUCACCCAGAGGGCCCUGGGCAUAGUCCAGAAGGAAAAGACCCGCCCGCCGUGCGCGACCUCCGCCCACAACAGGCAUCUCAAGAUGAUGACGGGGAAGGAUAUUCUGCGCCGGCUGCAGUGGCGCUGUCUGGCGGCCGAGCGCGCGGGCUUUUCGGAAGGCCGGCGCUCCAGCAGUCCCCCCACCACACGCGCGGACUCGCUGCGCUGCGCGAGCAUGGCCUGGCUGCAGGAUAUCCUCCACGCCCCCUGCGUGCGCGGCGACCACGCCGUCGUUCUGCAGUUCCCCAAGCCCCCAAUGGAGCUCGACAGCCGCAUGCCGACGCCGUUUUCGCUCACGGGCGAGCCCAACGUUGGCGUGGAUCCGAACACCUGGAGCGACCACGCGGCCGCGCGGGAGUACAACGCGCACAUCGCCUCGGCCUUGGACGUGAAGAGGACCCUCCAUCGGGUGUUUACGACGCGAGACCCAUCCCCGCAGGGUUCGCCGUCCUGCGGGGAUGCCAAGCAUUACGCGAAAAAAACUCAUGACAGGAAUACAAAGGCUGGCGCUCUCAGCGAGAUACCCUUCUUGAGGUCAGAUGUUGAGGCCCAAAGGGAGGGAAGCCUAUCGGAAUGUCGUUCAUUCUCAGCGCUGGACCCCCCAGAGGGCGAAAAAAUAUACGAACCCCACCGCCAACACUACUUGCUACGGUUGCUAAAAGAAGUAAGUUUAUACCAAAAAUGCGAGAAGCUUGGAGGGAAUCGCCGCAAACUGAUUUAA
Molecule: messenger RNA, 900 nt
Organism: Phytomonas sp. Hart1
Lineage: Eukaryota; Euglenozoa; Kinetoplastea; Trypanosomatida; Trypanosomatidae
Source: the annotation of a GenBank genome assembly